GUCCAGCCUCGUGCUGGGAGGAUGCCCUGGCAAUCCAACCCAAGCCCGGCGGCAGAGAAGACGACCAGCCAUAAAACGCCCUCCCCGUCCCCAUCCCCCGUCGUCAGCAGUCCCGCUCCCGUCGCUCCUGUCGAGACCAUUCCGAGAUGGCCCUCCGGUCUCUCCUGUGCUGUUUCUCGUCCCAGGACGAGGAUGCUCCUGAUGUCGUGGCCUUCAAGGCUCGCAUCGCCGAGGAGCGCAGACAGGCGGUCAUGCCCAGAAUCGAGCCCAAGUCUGCUGCGCCUGUCGAUCCCUUCGAUCCUUGGGCUCAUCCGGUCGAAGCCUUCAUCCGGAUGGCCCGCGACGAGCCCGACGCCCUCUGCAUCAACACCUACGAGAGCGGCGAGUCCGUGCGCUACUCAUACCGCGAUGUGUGGAAACGAGCGUUUUCGAUCGCACAGGCUCUCAAGGCGCUUCCUGGCUGGAACGACGAUGGCCACGAUGCCAUCGGCACCUUCUGUGAAGGCGAGGCGCACUGGGUGAUCUUCUCGCUCGCCGUGUGGAUGCUGGGCAAGAAAACCCUCAACUUUGGCCUCAACUGGCCGUCGUCCACUCGCAAGGCUCUGUGUGCGAGGCACUCGGUCAAGUACAUCUUCUUUCAUCUUGUCAAGCCCGGCCGGACGGAUGGUGUUGUUUUUAUCGACGACUCCGCCUUCCCGACACUCGACGAGGUCCCUGCUCCAUCUCUCGAUGUCUGUGAGCCUCUCGACGACUUUAUAGGCUAUCAGUGCACCUCGGGCACCACAGGUGUGCCCAAAUCGUUCAAAUUCUCUCACACUGGCCUGCCUGUGAUUCGUGGAACAAUCGGCGAGCCGUAUCGAAGCAUCGGUCUCAUACUGGCGCCGUCCUUUUCGGGAUCGUUGGUAUAUUUCAUCGGCACUUUCAACGCCAGAGGGUCGAUCUGGCUCCCAAGAGCAACCCCAAACACUGUCGAGCGAACCAAGAGCAUCAUCAAGCUGUUUGAGGAUGGAUUGCAGUUCGUGGUGAUGACCCCAUCGCUGAUGAAGAUGGUGGUCGACAUAGCAGUCUCCCUGAAUCCAAAUGCAAAGUGGGAUGCAGCCAAGCGGGUUGUCCUGGGUUCCGAAAUGGUUUCUCCGACCGUGGUCUUCCGGGCCCGGAAGAUUUGCGUAAAUGCCGAGUUCCAGUGUGUUUAUGGGUCCAGCGAGACUGCCCUUAUCGGAGCAUUGUCCUUCUUCAAGCUCCCGGCCAGCGACCCUGUCACCCCAGCCAAGUUGACCUACAAGCUGGAGAAGCCCGGUAUUCGCUGUCUCCUCUUUGACGAGGAGGGCAACAUUCUUGAUCGACGCAAGACCGACGAAGGCAUCCUUGUCUUUGCUGUUGACAAAGACCAUCCCAUCAAGGACCACCCGAGCUUUGUCAAUGCCGAUCCAAACGACAAGCUGACCACGUUUGGCUUCCUGCCCGAUGGCUCGCCCCGCGUCUGUACCAUGGACUGGGUCGAGAUGAAGAGCGACAAGGAGUUUGUCGUCGUCGGAAGGUUUGACCAGAAGGUCAAGGUCAACGGCGUCUAUGUCGAUCUGAACUACCUCGAGCGAAUCGUCAUCGAGCGUUUCCCGGAUGUAUUCGUCGAGUGCCUGUUUGUCCAGACAUACGAGAAGCGGAUCGUCAUGCUCUACCUCCCCGUGAAAAAGGACCCCAUCCAGCCGUCCCCGAGCGACGCCCUCCUCAUGGUCGAGGAGCUCUUCAUCGUCAAGAACGUUGCAAAGUUCCCGAUCCACAACUGCUUCUACAUGGACCAUGUUCCACUCAACGACUCUGGCAAGCGCAAUCUCAAGGUCAUCAAGCGCAUGGCUGAGAACUCGGAUCUGUAUGGCAAAUGCAUCGUCUACCCCAUGAUCGCUGUCGACGACACGCUCGUCUCCCGCACCGCCCUCCAGAUUGCCAACAUCGGAAGCAGUCUCCUGGAGACCGAUCUGCUCGUGGGCCGCAACUACUACAUUGCGGGUGCCACCUUUGACUCGCUCAGCGUCGCCCGCUUUGCGCUGGCCAUCAAGGAGGAGUUUGGCGUCGAGAUCUCGCCCGUGAUCCUGCUGUCAAACGGAAUGACGCCCCUCGAUGUCGCCCAGCUGGUUGUCGAUCUCCUCGACGACAAGCCCUUGAUUCCUCCAACCAUCGAUCUCGACGUCGAGGCUGCCAGUCUCGACGAUGCAAGUGUGACGGCCGAGGGCUUUCCCCCGUUCGUGUAUCCCAAGAACCCUCGAGGCAUCGUCGUCACCGGCGCCACAGGAUUCCUUGGGGUGUUCCUGGUCUACGAGCUCGCCGCCAAGUUCCCCGAUGCCAGGAUCUACUGCCUGGCGCGAGAGACACAUCCGUUCGAUGCUGCCGGUCGAGUUCUCGAGAGCGCCCAUCGCCUCAUCCUGGCGGCCAGACAGCAGAGCAAUCCCAAGUACAACAUCAGUGCCCGACUCGAGGGGCUCCCUGGCGACCUGACCAAGGAGAACUGGGGGCUCUCGCCAGGGCUGUGGAAGCGAGUGUGCGAGGAGACCGACAUGAUUGUGCACUGCGGUGCACAGGUCCACUGGCUCUACAACUAUGACAAGCUCAAGGGACCCAACGUCCUCGGCACGGCGACGGCCCUGAGACUGGCCACAACCCAUCACCUGAAGCCGCUGCACUACAUCUCGACUAUCGGCACGAUUCCAAUGGCCAAGAAUGCCAGCGAGCCGCUCAAGGAGAAGAUGUAUCCAUCGUGGAACAUCUCUGGCGGCUAUGCGCAGACCAAGUGGGUCUCCGAGCAGUUGAUCAACAAGGCACGAUCGAGGGGAGUGCCGGUGACGAUCAUUCGUCCAGCUGGCAUCGUUGGAGACAGCCAGUACGGAGUGUCCAACACGGACGACUACAUCUGGCGAUACGUCAAGGGAUGCAUCCAGUUCCACAUCGCACCGGCAUACGCCACCCCCGUGACGAUGACGAUGGAUCCCGUCGACCAUGUGGCCAGAGUCGUCACAGAGAUUGUAGCCUCGGAGGAAUCGCUCUCCAAGUUUGUGUUCCACAUCAGCGACUCGGAGCACAGUCUCAUCACCGAGAACAAGAUGUUUGAUAUCGUCAACGCCAACGGCUGGGAGGUUCUGUUCGACACCCGCGAGCUGUUCAAGGGCCGUCUCGAAGCCAACCCGUCGCCAGAAUCCAAUGCCAUGUUCCCGCUGCUCUACAUGAUGAUGGACAUGUCCUUCAAGGUCGACAACACCAACACCCGGUCGAUCUACUCGACGCCGGGACCACCGGCCGCCGAAGUUGUCGCUCGAUGCUUGACGUAUCUCACCCGGGUCGGGUUCCUACCAGCUCCCAAGAAGUUCCCUGCUCCCUUGAAGGAGGAUGAGUAUCCCGAAAUCGGCAUCUUUACCCGCAACAACCGCAGCUGAGCGUUGGGAGACACUCGCUGGUUUAUCCGAUGCGCUUGGCGGUGCCGUGUCCGGCAGGUUUGAAAUAGAGGGAUAGAUGGGUCAGCGAGCUUUCACUGGGGAAUUCUGUUUGAUUGUUGUUAUCC
Polychytrium aggregatum is the source of this 3547-nucleotide messenger RNA. RefSeq names its product male sterility protein-domain-containing protein. The transcript is spliced from 11 exons. NCBI's taxonomy places the organism in Eukaryota, Fungi, Chytridiomycota, Chytridiomycetes, Polychytriales. The coding region runs from base 147 to 3422 and encodes 1091 amino acids. The record is from RefSeq and is a predicted model, not a curated record.